Molecule: messenger RNA, 2084 nt
Organism: Rosa chinensis
Lineage: Eukaryota; Viridiplantae; Streptophyta; Magnoliopsida; Rosales; Rosaceae
Product: G-type lectin S-receptor-like serine/threonine-protein kinase At1g11330
Exons: 4
Coding region: 81-2036 (651 amino acids)
Biological process (GO): protein phosphorylation; recognition of pollen
Molecular function (GO): protein kinase activity; ATP binding
Source: RefSeq, a predicted model, not a curated record
UAUCCUUACCUUUUAGUCUAAGGCAUGAACCUUUUUUUCCCGACUCUUCUUCCUUUGUCUCUCUGUUUCUCUGUUUCUGAAUGGGGUGGCUCUUGUGUUACCUUGUAACACUGCUCGUAUCUCACAUCCUGUCAUUAUGUACCUGCCAAGACAAAAUAGUACCAGGACAGUAUAUCGGUGGUAACCACACUUUGGUUUCUUCCCUUGGGACCUUUUCAUUAGGCUUCUUCAAUCCUAAUGAAAAUUCUACUAAAUACUUCCUUGGUAUGCGAUUCAACAAAUUCCCAAAUACUGCUUUAGUAUGGGUGGCUAAUAGAGAAUCUCCACUUGAUUCUCCGGAUUUCUUUAUGCUCAGCAGCGAUGGAAAUCUUGUGGUGUUGGAUCAAACUAGAAAACUUGUCUGGUCAACUAAUGCAUCAGUAUCUGCUUCUGCAAUGAAUCACACAACUGGAUUACUAGAGGAUACCGGAAACCUUGUUCUGAGGUUUGAAGAAGUCACUUUGUGGGAGAGCUUCGAUCCCUGUGAUACUAUGUUGCCUGGCAUUAAGAUUUCCUUGAACAAAAAGACUGGCCAACAAAGGCGCCUUACAUCCUGGGCUGCGCUUGAUGAUCCACAACCCGGGAAGUUCACCUUCGGAAUAGAUCCUAAAGUACCAGUUCAGGCCUUUAUCUGGAAGGAAACUACUCCGUAUUAUAGAAGUUCUGUGUACAUUGGCAAGGAUACAGCACAUUUUCAAAAUCCAGGUGGAACCGCGUUUUUCCUUUCAUACAACUUUGAUGUUGAUGAUGUUUAUCUUGCUUACAGUGUCUCGGAUAGCUCAGUAAAAUUGAGGGUCUGGUUGGAUCCUACAGGGCAAAUUAAACAGCAGUUGUGGCAGAAUUCUAGUAAAACGUGGUUGGAACUAGGAAAUUCACGGCCUGUUGAUAACUGUGACUUUUAUGCUCAUUGCGGUCCCAAUAGUGCCUGUCGUAGAGGUGAACCCCUGUCAUCACCAUGCAAAUGUUUGACUGGUUUUUCGGCCAAGUUUCCAAACCAAUGGGCGGUGGGGAAUUGGUCCAGUGGCUGCGUUAGGGAAAAGGUGUUGACAUGUGGUAAUGGCAUAAAAAGUUACUUUUCAAAGCUUGAAAGGGUGAAACUGCCGGAUCAUUUUGUUCUGUUAAACAAUAGGAGUAUGAGCGAGUGUGAAUCUGAAUGUCAGCAGAACUGUUCUUGCACAGCUUAUAAUUAUGUAGAUGCGACAGAUGGAAGUAAUAUUGGGACAUGCUUGGCCUGGUUUGGAGAAUUACUGGAUCUAGAAGAGAAUAAAACUAUUUUUGCAAAUGAUAUUUAUAUUCGUGUUCAUGGCUCCGAACUAGAUUCAUCUGAAAACAUAAAAUUGGAAUGGGGCAAACGUAUCCAAAUUAUAGAAGGUAUUGCUCAAGGAAUGCUUUAUAUCCAUAAGUACUCUCGAUUGAAAAUCAUUCACAGGGAUCUGAAAGCAAGUAAUGUUCUGUUAGAUGAAAAAAUGAAGCCAAGAAUUUCAGACUUUGGAAUGGCAAAGAUAUUUGAGAAAAAUCAAACUGAAGCAAAUACAAACAGCGGUUACAUGUCACCUGAAUAUGCAAAGUAUGGUCAUUUCUUUGAGAAAUCAGAUGUAUUUAGCUUUGGAGUGCUGUUGUUGGAGAUUAUAAGUGGAAAGAGGAAUGCUGCCUUCUAUCGUUUUGAACAUCCAUUAACUCUUGCGGGAUGGGCUUGGAAACUAUGGAAAGAAGGCAGAGGAAUGAAGGUGAUUGAUGCCUAUGUGAGAAAAGAAUGUCCAUUUGAUGAAGCUUUAAGGUGUAUGCAUGUGGCUUUUUUGUGUGUUCAAGAAGAUCCAAUUGAUCGACCAACAAUGGCAACUGUAAUUCACAUGUUAGGCCAUGAGACUACAUCAUUUCCACCCCCUAAAGAACCUGCGUUUUUGGCACAUAGUAAUUCCAGUGUUGUGGGUUCAUCUCCAUCAUCUAGCACUUUUUCCAACAAUGCGCUCACCAUUAGUAUACCAGAAGGUCGAUAGAGGCUUCAUAUCUUUUGGUAGGACAGCCUUUUGAAAGAUACACCUUCA